Messenger RNA from Tuber melanosporum (Perigord truffle), 1020 nucleotides. RefSeq lists its product as uncharacterized. Gene Ontology annotation, cellular component: mitochondrial inner membrane. The record is from RefSeq and is a predicted model, not a curated record. Gene Ontology annotation, biological process: ubiquinone biosynthetic process. The coding region runs from base 56 to 877 and encodes 273 amino acids. Lineage: Eukaryota; Fungi; Ascomycota; Pezizomycetes; Pezizales; Tuberaceae. Gene Ontology annotation, molecular function: lipid binding. The transcript has 3 exons.
GCGCACCAUCUCCACUCAUCAGCAUGCUUAACACAUAAGGAGCUAUCGCACCACCAUGACCGUACGAACGAACCUCUCUCACCCCUCAAUCCGCUGGAUGCUCUCGAAACCCAUCACUUCCGCGUCCGCCGCCUCCUGCUGGUCCUCCUUAACAGCACCUCGUAUCAACUUGCCUCGACGAUACCAUUCGUACCAACACCCAGCUCCUGGGCCAUCCUCCACAACGGCCAAAUCAGCAAUUCUGUCUGCCUCUCUCCCCCACGUUCCGUCACAUGGAUUCUCCGAUACAGCACUUGCUUUUGGUUCCCGUGACGCCGGCUACCUCGACAUCUCGGUUAAUAUGUUGCCCGGAGGAGUCUUCGACCUCGUACGCUAUCAUCUUGUCACUGAGCGUCUCCGAUUAGGCGACAAGAUUGACUUUCGGAAGCCUGAGAAUGAGUUGCCGGAGGGUCUGAGGAAUCUGGAUAUCACCACUAAAAUCCAGAUCCUGUGUAUGGAGCGCCUUAAGGCGAACGCUCAUAUCAUACAUAGAUGGCAAGAGGCUCUGGCUGUCAUGUCACUAACUGAGAAUAUACCUGCAUCUAUGUCAGAAUUGGCCAAGCUCUCGGACGAGAUAUGGUUUCUUGCUGGGGAUGAAAGCCAUGACACAACGUGGUAUACCAAGCGCGCCACGCUCGCCGUGGUUUAUGCGAGCACCGAAUUGUUCAUGACACACGAUAAUUCGAAAGACUUUGAGGCUACACAGGAGUUCCUGGGCCGACGACUCAAUGACUUGAAAACCGCUGGGUCAGCCGUGUCAAACGUCGCGUCAUAUCUCGAUUUCACGGUUCAUGCAUUUGCAAAUGUGCUCCGUUCGAAAAACGUUCCGUUUUUUUGAACGCAAUAGCCACCGAAAUUCAACUGCUUGCUCCAAUUCCUCCUCUGCUCAUCUUUUGUUGUAUUUGUUCACCUCCGGGGGAGGGGCGUCUAUCUCCUUGUUAUGUAUAUACCAUAGAAUAAAUAAUGGGUUUUAUUUGCAAA